AGCUUCAGUAUACUGAUAAAUAACGUCCCACACCUACAACAGCAACUGCAUUUAUAUUGAAGUGAAGAAAAUACUUGUCUUAUUUCUUUUCGAGAUCCCGCCAGGGAAAGUCUACACACAAUAACUGACCAUACGACGGUGCAUUAUUUCGUGAAGGAUUUUAUUUUAUUUUCGCAUAAAUUUUAGUUUCGGUGGAUCCGAGUGUGUUGCAUUCUAAAGGAUCAAUUCCUGCGAAUGUUGUGAAUUUGAAUUUUUAUUCGACGAUUUGUGCCGAUUUACGUAAAUAGUGUUUUUGAACUUUGAGUAAAAAGGAAUUUUUCAAUUUUAAACCAUGAAUUCAAGACUUAAUAGUGUAAUUUUUGUGAUAAUUCAUAUGGCUGCUGUAGCAGUUCUGGCUGAUGUACCAAAAUUUUAUCAAAAUCUAAUUGACAGUGGAAAAUAUAUUCGGAGACGAAAUGAAGGUACGGGCCGAUACAUACCAAUGGAUGACCGUAAAUAUAUUCACGUUCCUGAUAUGAGAGAAAAGGGAAGGUACAUACAUAUACCAUUUCCAUAUGAUGGAGGAUAUGGGCCAUACUUCGGACAAAACAUUCCAUACGACUAUGAUCCAGCUGGUGAAUACAGUUUCGACAAAUACCAAACAGUAAGUAAUCCGAAUGACCCUUUCAACACCAAUGAAUACACGAUCCCCAGACCAGAAAUAUACCUCCAAUAUGGAUUUCCACAAUUUUCACCUAACAACGUCGAAGACAAUACUGACCGAUCAGCAUCAGCGUCUCAGCAAAAUUCAGAAUAUAAUACUAACACUGAAUUGGCUUGUGACUGUCCACAACGCGACAGCGCAUCAGCAGAAUCCGUUCCACCAACCGAAUCCAACAUUCCACAUACAGAAUCAAUCACCGAUAUCCCAAUAAACCAAGACAUUUCACAAACGGUUACUGACACCGAAUCCACAUAUCCAAAUACACCACUUCCAGAAAUCCCAAACGAUAUCCAUAAAAGAAUACGCAAAUCCAUAAUUGAUUAUUCACAGACAGAGAAUUCGGUACCAAAACCCACACCAAGACCUCGAAAACUCUACGACGAUGAAGGCAAAUGGAAAAUAAUUCGUCAAGAUGAAAAUAAGAAAGAGACAAAUUACGAAUAUUUGUAUGAAACGGAAAACGGUAUUCUUGCUGAAGAACAAGCUGUCGUUGGUCGGGAUAAGGACGAUAAUAGUGGGACUAGUGGUCAAGGUUUUUAUCAAUAUAUCGGCGAUGAUGAUCAAGUGUAUCGCGUUGAAUAUACUGUUGGUGAACAGGGAUUUGUACCGAAGCUUGUGUUUCCCAGACUUAAACUGAACAAAGGAAAAAAAUCGUAGGUCCGCUGGUUGCACUCAAAUGAUCGUGAAGAAUUGAAUAAAUUAUUUAAAUUAAAUUAAAAAUAGAGACAAGUUGCUUGGUUGGUCAAUAAAAUAUUUUAAAUGAAAAAUAAUCGCAUAAUCUGACUUAUAGAAUUUAAAACUAUGAACAUUCCAACAAAAUAUGCAGACAUGCAAAUUUUAAUCGGUCCGAAAAUUGAAGAGCAUCACAACGCCAUGGAAAGCUCACACAUCAAAUAAAUUAUGAAUAUCUGACGGUCAAAAUAUCGUUUAACUUUUCAUACAUCUAAUGCAGUAAGACAAAUACAAAGCGCCCAGAUUAUGCACCAAAAUUUUCCAAACACAAAUAUCACGACACACGAUAAAAAAAAACUUAAUUCUAAUUCUAUAAAAUUAACUUUAUUUUGAAAAGAUUUUGAAAUCGCAUCAUUAAUAUUGUUUUGCAUAAAACGUGUGUGAACACCAGAAUCUAAAAAAAAAUAUUCUCAUCCAUUGCCAUUCCGAAAAUUGGGGCCUCAUUAUGAAUAUGAAAUUAAUAUGGAUUAUAAAUAAAGCAUAAAAAGUCAAAUUUAAUUUAUUAACACUUAAAUAUCAGACAUAAUGUCUGCUAAGUCAGUUCAGUUAUUGUUUUCGAUUUAUUUUAAUUAAUUUAUUUUGGAAGGAAAUUGAGAUAUCAAACGAAUGAAAAAGCGACAUGAAUAAUUUAUGUGUACGAUGUAUUGAAAACAACGAUUUAGUUUUUAUAACUUUUCUAUUGAUUUUUUUUUUGGUUUUGUUAAAAUGAAAUUUAAUUUAGACAAAG
Messenger RNA from Bradysia coprophila, 2162 nucleotides. RefSeq lists its product as uncharacterized. Gene Ontology annotation, cellular component: chitin-based extracellular matrix. Gene Ontology annotation, molecular function: structural constituent of chitin-based larval cuticle. NCBI's taxonomy places the organism in Eukaryota, Metazoa, Arthropoda, Insecta, Diptera, Sciaridae. The record is from RefSeq and is a predicted model, not a curated record.